This is a messenger RNA of Lachancea fermentati, 333 nucleotides long. The record is from the annotation of a GenBank genome assembly. NCBI's taxonomy places the organism in Eukaryota, Fungi, Ascomycota, Saccharomycetes, Saccharomycetales, Saccharomycetaceae.
AUGCCUCAACCAAAAUAUGUUCAGGAGAGGAUAGAAUCACUAAAUUCAAUUGAUAGGCAGCUGACGUCAUCUUUGUUGCACGCAUCACAAGCAGUAGCAGCCUUGGCUGAGCUGAAAAGAGGCGAGGAAAUGAAACACCAGUUUGAGAUGCAUGCCCGAAACUUCUAUCAGGGACUGGAGGAGGCCACUGUUUCUCUAAGGAACGAAAUUAAGUUCCUAGACGAUAAUGUCGGAACGAGGCUUCUGCCUAUAAAUGUCAACAAAAAAGCUUCUGAUCAAGAUGAUGAUAAGCUUCGAGAACAAUUAACUUUGCUAGAGAAGGAACUAUCCUGA